Messenger RNA from Myotis myotis, 1459 nucleotides. It is a transcript of the gene LYPD1, whose product is annotated as LY6/PLAUR domain containing 1. Lineage: Eukaryota; Metazoa; Chordata; Mammalia; Chiroptera; Vespertilionidae. The record is from RefSeq and is a predicted model, not a curated record. Gene Ontology annotation, molecular function: acetylcholine receptor inhibitor activity. The transcript is spliced from 4 exons. The coding region runs from base 1003 to 1428 and encodes 141 amino acids. Gene Ontology annotation, biological process: acetylcholine receptor signaling pathway.
UGCAGGCUCCGCGGCGAGGGAGGUGGACGCGGCCGGCGCAGCCCGGAGGCAUCCCCGGCGGUUCUCUAGUGGGAGGUCGCGGCAGCGGUCCUGGGCGGCCCUCUCCGGGGGCAGCGUCGCCGCACCCUCCCGCGGGGCGCGGAGGCAGCGGACAGGGGGGCUGCCUGGAGCUGGCGCGCCGGUCCGGGCAGGGCCCGCCACACCCGGCCGCCCGGCCGCAGCUGCAGCGGAGCCUGGGAUGACCCAGGGGCUACUCGGGGGUAAGAGGGCGCAGCUGCGCGCAACAGCCGGGGCCGCGGCAGGUCCGCAACUUUGCCGGCACUGGAGCGCGCUCCCGCCCAGCUGGGAGGACCCGACCCGCCAGCCGCCGCGCCCUGGCCAGCCCGGGAGCGCCGAGGUCCCUUCGGGAGCGCAGUCCGCCGGCCCGAUCGCGCAGGUCCCGCAGUCAGCGCCCGGCCCGUCCCCGGCGCACCUGCUGCGCCCUUCUCCCGCUUCACCGAGCUCCCCUCCCCCGCCUCGGACAACUACGCGCUCUCCCGGGGCCUCCCUGUCCUAGGGAGGUGCGGAGGCUGGAGGGGGAGGCGAGAGGAGGGGCGUGGGGACGUGGAAAGACAGUCCCAGCCUUCCCCGCCCGCCACCCCCACCCCAACUCGGCAGCCGUCACGUGGUGCCUGGAGUGGGAGGUGAGGAGAAGAGGCUAGACUUUUUGGAUGCUCGCUUCGCCAGUAGUUCCUUCAGUCUCAGCCGCCAACUCCGGGGACGCAGCGCCCCGCCCGAGAGAGCCGGCGAGAGGAGCAGCGACCGCAGCCCGGAGCCCCGCGCGGGCGAUGCGGGCGCCGCUGGCGGCACCUGCGGCUCCUCUCGGCGGCGACGGUCGCCUCGGCGACAGCAGCGCGGGCCACCGAAGCUCCGGCAGCCACCGCCGCUGCGGCGCGGGCAGGACCCGCCGCGCUCGCCGCCUCGGAGGCACCUGCCCGCUCCCGGCCCCGCGGCUCCGGGAGGAUGUGGAUCCUCGGCAUCGCAGCCACGUUUUGCGGAUUGUUCUUGCUUCCAGGCUUUGCGCUGCAGAUCCAGUGCUACCAGUGUGAAGAGUUCCAGCUGAACAACGACUGCUCCUCCCCGGAGUUCAUCGUGAACUGCACGGUGAACGUCCAGGACAUGUGUCAGAAAGAAGUGAUGGAGCAAAGUGCGGGGAUCAUGUAUCGCAAGUCGUGUGCCUCCUCCGCAGCCUGCCUCAUCGCCUCGGCCGGGUACCAGUCCUUCUGCUCCCCCGGGAAGCUGAACUCGGUGUGCAUCAGCUGCUGUAACACCCCUCUGUGCAACGGGCCACGGCCCAAGAAGAGGAGCAGCUCGGCCUCCACCCUCCGGCCAGGGCUGCCCGCCACCAUCCUGCUCCUCAAAGUAGGCCUCUUCCUGGCGCGCUGCUGAAUGAGAGCGCGCCCGCUGCAUCGUCCUUCUG